Messenger RNA from Apis florea (little honeybee), 1949 nucleotides. RefSeq names its product solute carrier family 36 member pathetic (gene path). Gene Ontology annotation, molecular function: L-amino acid transmembrane transporter activity. NCBI's taxonomy places the organism in Eukaryota, Metazoa, Arthropoda, Insecta, Hymenoptera, Apidae. The record is from RefSeq and is a predicted model, not a curated record. Gene Ontology annotation, biological process: amino acid transmembrane transport. Gene Ontology annotation, cellular component: vacuolar membrane.
GGCAGUCUCCUUCAGUCGCUGUUCGCGGUAGUGUACGGUGUUACGUUGGGCAAGACUCGCUCGGUGUGCUGUGAAUCACAAUAUAGUGCCAUAUUCGCAUCGCAAUAAAUUUAUUAAUCCAGCACAUAAACCAGCAUUUGCCAGAAAUGAAAUAACAUCAAAUCAAGGGAUCCGUUUGUACAUGCCACGUUCGUCUUUAUACAACAUAAAAUCACGGAGCACGUUUUCUAUACCUAACGACAGAUAACAUAUAUUAUUAGUUGAACAAAGAAAUACGCACACACAUCAUGGACAAUAAAGCGCCGACGGAGAUGGACACCUUCUUACCCCAAGAUGGGUCCAACGCGAAGGAUGGUGUAUUUAAAUAUAAAGUGCAAGUCGCUCCACAAGAUAUGGAAACCGGACAGGGUGACGGAAAAAGCUUCGACCCUUUCAGUGAACGAAGAGUAGAUAACCCAACGACGGAUGGUGAUACAUUAACGCAUUUAUUGAAAGCAGCUCUUGGAACGGGUAUAUUAUCCAUGCCGAUAGCUUUCAAAAAUGCUGGACUUGUUGUCGGUAUAUUUGCCACAGUUUUAGUGGCGUUUGUAUGCACACAUUGCGCAUAUAUUUUGGUAAAAUGUGCACAUGUCCUUUAUUAUAAAACGAGGCGCACAGAAAUGAGUUUUGCCGAUGUAGCAGAAGUAGCGUUUGCUACAGGCCCACAAUGGGGGAGGAAAUUUUCAAAGCCUAUUAGGUAUUUAAUACAGAUUAGUUUAUUUGCAACGUACUUUGGUACCUGCAGCGUGUACACAGUUAUUGUUGCGGCAAAUUUUAAUCAAAUCAUUAAGUAUUACAAAGAGGAAGGAUCUGAUGAAUUCAGUCUUCGAUUGAUGGCAACUUGUUUAUUAAUUCCAAUGAUAUUGCUUAGCUGGAUACCAAAUUUGAAAUAUCUUGCACCUGUUUCCAUGGUGGCUAAUAUAUUUAUGGGAACAGGUUUAGGAAUAACUUUUUAUUAUUUAGUUUGGGAUAUGCCGCCUAUUACGUCUGUACCUUUAUUUGCACCCAUCGAGAAUUUUCCACGAUUCUUCAGUAUAACUAUAUUUGCAAUGGAAGCAAUAGGAGUUGUAAUGCCACUGGAGAAUAACAUGAAAACACCUCAACAUUUUGUCGGAAUUUGUGGUGUUUUAAAUAAGGGAAUGUCCGGUGUUACGCUUAUAUACAUUUUACUAGGAUUUUUAGGAUAUGCAAAAUAUCAGGAUGAAACCUUAGAUAGUAUUACAUUAAAUCUACCAACGGAAGAAAUACCGGCUCAAGUUGUAAAGAUUUUAAUAGCUCUUGCUGUUUACUGCACAUUUGGAUUACAAUUUUAUGUUUGCCUUGACAUUGCAUGGAACGGUAUAAAAGAUCGAUUCCAAAAAAAACCAAUGUUGGCAAAUUAUAUUUUAAGAACAGUUAUGGUCACAGGAGCAGUCUUAUUGGCUGUUAUUGUACCGACUAUUGAACCUUUUAUUGGAUUAAUCGGUGCAUUUUGUUUUUCAAUAUUGGGACUUUUAAUUCCUGUGUUUGUCGAAACUGUAACUUAUUGGGACGUCGGUUUUGGACCAGGAAAUUGGGUAGCAUUGAAGAAUGUGAUUAUUUGUAUUAUUGGCAUUAUGGCUUUAAUAUUUGGAUCUCGUAGUGCAUUGAUACAAAUCGCUAAUUUAUACAGUUAAGAAAAUUUUUUUCACAUAUAUAUAGAGUUUUAGAUAUUGCUAUAUUCCAAAUUUCGAAAGAGUUUGGAAACCAUUUAAAAGAUUUUAAUGCAAUAAAUUUCUGAUAAUUUUAUUAUUUUGAUAAAGACAAUCACAAAAAUCAAAAUAGGAUUAAAAAUAAUUAUUUUAUAAGAUUAAUAUAAUCAGAAUUUUUAUCAAAUUUAUAUCAGAAAUUUAGACGCAAUGUAUGCUUACAAGAAAUGCUCUAGUAAGAUA